Molecule: messenger RNA, 2906 nt
Organism: Chelmon rostratus (copperband butterflyfish)
Lineage: Eukaryota; Metazoa; Chordata; Actinopteri; Chaetodontiformes; Chaetodontidae
Product: matrix remodeling-associated protein 8-like
Exons: 12
Coding region: 170-1477 (435 amino acids)
Biological process (GO): establishment of glial blood-brain barrier; cell adhesion
Cellular component (GO): membrane; cell surface
Source: RefSeq, a predicted model, not a curated record
ACUGAAGUCCGAACGUGGCGCUGCUUGUUUUCAAACUCUGAAAUCUGACCAAAUAAAGUCCUGCUGCUGCUGUCGCGGAUGGAUAAACAUCACUUACCUUCUUCCUCUCCGCGUCUCUCAGCGUCGGUGUGCAGCCUAGACCAGUCUCCGUGUCAUUAACGUUGUCAUCAUGAGGAUGAGGAGGGAAGACAUCAUUCUGCAGGCUCUCCUCUUGAUCCACAUUCCCGUGGCCUGCCUCUUCACUGCAGUGUCAGGUCAGUCGGACAGCAGCAGCAGCGUGGUGGUGGCGGGGUACAACGUGAGCGGUCCCGCCGGGUCGAGGGUGGUGCUGCAGUGUGUGAGCGGCCGCAUGGUGUGGACCAGGGACAGGGUGAGGGACAGACAGAGGGUGGUCCACUGGGAUCUGUACCGGGCCCAUCCAGACUACGCCAUGGAGAGGGUGCUGGACAUGUUCUCUGCAGGGGACCAGAGGAUCUACAACUCCUACAACCUGGGCCGGGCCGGCCUCAACCCAACAGCCUUCAGGGACGGAAACUUCUCUCUGGUCAUCAAAGAUGUGACAAUGAAUGACAGGGGCCUGUACUCCUGUAACCUCCACCAUCUCUACUGCAACCUGUACGAGACAGUCAGGGUACAGCUCAACGUCACUAAGUCACGCCGCAAGGAGCAGCGCUUCUGGGAUGGACAAAAGGCGGUGUACGUGGUGCUGCUCGGCAGUACCGUGGUGCUGCCGUGCAUCAACCGACGUAACGUGUGGACAGACUGGAGCGACGAGGAGGAGGACCAGCAGGUGGUCCACUGGGAUCGCCAGUCCCCAGGGGUCCACCACGACCGCGCUGACCGGCUGGUGGACCUGUACGCCUCUGGGGAGCAGCGUAGCUAUGGGCCACUGUUCCUGCAGAGGAAGAUGAACAUCAGCAACCACGCCUUCUCAGAGGGAGACUUUUCUCUUGCCAUAUCUGAUCUGCAGCCCACAGACCAGGGGAUGUAUUCCUGCCACCUCCACCAUCAUUACUGCGGUCUGCAUGAGAGAAGAGUGUUUCAGGUCACAGUGGAACCACCAGUGAUUCAGACCACCCUGCCAGCCAAAGCCCUGCCAAGUGCAGACAAGGACACCACUAAGGCUGAAUCACCGCGAGUCAUCAAUGUUAUUGUGCCUGACCAGAGACACCACUUUCUCCUGCCGCUGGGCUACGUCCUCACUUCCUUCCUUCUCCUGGCAUUCAUCAUCCUCAUCAUCAUCCUCAUCACUCGCAGACGUAGAACCAAAGAGUUUUAUCCAGAGGUGUCCAUGAGGUCCAGCAGAAGUCAGAGCAGCUCGGAGGAGUUUGAGAUGGACGUUGCUGAAGUGACUGUGUGCAGUCAGGACGAGAGAAGAUUUGACUACAAGAACAACCUGCUGAAAGAGAAGGUGCACAUGAACACUCAGCCUAAAGUCAUUGAUCUUGACAAAGAGAUGCAGAAGUUUUCUAAGUGAGGAAAUGACAAAUGAAAACUGAAGUCACUGGCUGGUCCAGAGGCUGCGCUCUAAACCGAACACCUCCACGCUGCCUCCUGUCCUGGCAGCAGAAACAGCAAAAGAGAAAAUGUUGUGAAAUGCAGAAAACCGGUUAAAAGAAAAAAAACCAAAACAGCUCACGCCGAGGCCUCAAACUGUCAGGAUUAGAGACGAAGAAAAACUGAUUUUGUUUUCUGUCAUUGUACCUGAUCAAACACAAAAGAUUGGACUUGACCCACUGUGCACGGUCCAAUAGCACCACCCGGAGGGGAGUCUUAUCCAAGCCUUGACUGCCACAUGACGCAGCGACGUGUGCACAAGUAGAUGAAGUUGACUCAGUUGUGAUUGAGUGAAUUUGAAUGAUCAGUUAUUACAGCUUUGAUCAUUAGUCCUCGAGUUAAAAAAACAAACAAACAAAUUGAUGUUUUUAUUUUCACUGUUUGGUCUUUUCUGUUUUACUCGCAUAUCCAUCUUUGCUUAACUGACUGGACUGAAGCGCCACUGAAGUGCUGCCAUCAGUGUGUGCUGCUUCCUGUAGGCUAUGAUUAACUGUCUGCUAGCUGACCACUGAUGCCGCGUUUGUCAAAAUGUUUUAUUUUGAUGCUCAGACUGUAUUUUUUUGUGGAAUGUUCCUUUUUAAGAAAGCAUGUAUUAAAGCCUGAUGCUGAUGUUUAGCUGAAGUUGGUUAUUCUGCUUGAUUGGUUUGAGGAGAUACUUGGUCUCUUUGUAUUCUAAUGAGCUUAUGAAUGUCAUACAGUAAAUAUUACUUGUUAACUGAAUGUGGACAGAAGAAAUGUUUGAUAAUGUUUUUUUUUUUCCCAGCUGAGACUUUUUGACAUGACAGUAAAUGGAUUUUAGCCAUGAUUCGUUUCACUUUUUAUUUACACCUGUGAUUUUCCUAAUUUGACUUGUCAAAAGUCUAAAGUGAUAAAGGCCUUUAUUACCUCAGCGGUGCCUCAGAAGCUCACUACCAACUGUAAAACACUUACAUCUGCUGUGCUUUUUGCUUUCAGCUACCUAACUGGUCAUUUCUCUUCCUUUGGCAUGUUUUAUCCUACAUGUCAAGGGAAGUACGUACUGUAGUACUGUACCAUACUACUAAUCCAAUAAAAAAGAUUAACAUAAAAAAUUAUAAGGUUUUGUAAUCAGUAAUGCAGGAGCACUAUAUCGUAAGAGUCAAGAAAACACAUUUGAUGCAGCUACCCAGUUUGCGUAGUAGACAUGAUGUCGGUCCAGCAUCCAAAUACAACCCCACCUAACUAAAACAGUUUUUACUAUCAACAAAUAAAUUGGUACAGAUUUCAGAUAUAAAUUGCUGAACAUGUUUUUUAUGAAUGUAACCGUGCCUUGUAUUUUUUAUUUUGUCAAUUAAAUAAAGAAAGUUGGGAAAUAAUUGUGGUGGAAAAAC